AUGUCUAAAGAAUCCCAUCCCUAUUCCGAUGCCUCUCUCUGGGGAAAACUCCACUUCUCGGUUCCAGACGCACAUGGAGAGCCAGCAGACGUUGAGGUGCCCAUGUUCAUUGGGGAGGACCAAUUUCGCAUUGGUAGAGAUCGCGAUCUCUGCCAAAUGUGGAUUUCUUUACCUGACAUUGAGCAUAUACACCUCGCUAUCCACCGAGCUGGGAAUGCCAUCCAUGCAUCAAGCUACUGGGUCACUAACCAUACCGCCAAUGGGAUAUUGAUCAACGGUCAGAAGGUCAUGAAAGUGGCCGAACUGUUCGACGGAUCCUACAUCACACUGCAAUCCCAUUCUGCUGCAGAUCUCAUGAGUUCGAUGAUUCCAUAUCUCGCUGAUUACUACUCAACGUUCCCAUCAGCUCUUCGGUUCUCAGCUAUUACAGCACAGCCGUUCAGUGCUAUGUAUUCCAUUGGACGAUAUAUCGGUUCAGGUGGAUACGGGAGUGUUUAUGAGGCUCGGGAGAACCAGAAUGGGGCCGUUUAUGCGGCUAAAAUCUUGACUAAAAUUGGCUUCGGCAAAUGCAACAACGUAGAAGGGGAGGAAGACGACGAGGCCUAUAUUUUGAAGGAGAUGUUUCUCCUGCAGCGCAUGCACCAUCACAAAAUCGUAGCACUUCAGUCAGUUCAUGAAAAUGAUGAAAAUUUCUAUGAGCCCAAAGCCAAGACGGUGACGGUCGAUCUGUGUGAGGCUUUGCAGUUCCUGGACAAGUGUAACAUUAUCCAUCGCGACAUUAAGCCUGAGGCAUGUUCCGUCGUUUCGUGUACCAUCAUCUCUCUCAUCAUCCCCUUGCAGAACGUCUUGGUUGCUCGCGUGUGUCCACUUAGUGUCAAGCUCGCCGACUUCGGGGUUGCCAAGCUCGUUGAUUCGGGGAAUAUAGUGACGACCGUAAUAGGAACACGAAUUUACGCAGCACCAGAGAUCUACAACCGCGAGUCAGACCAUGGCUAUGACAACAAGGUUGACCAGUGGUCUCUGGGCGUCACACUGUUCAUAAUGCUUGCCGGUGACGACCCAUUCAACCCGAGUCAUAUGUUAUGGGACGAUGAUCGCGAAGCAUACGAUGAUUUUCGUGUUCCAGAUUGGGACCUCGUGUCGCAUGCAAGUGAAGAUGGUUUCGAGGACAUCGCGAAUCCCUUCAGCAAGUACGUUACGAACAGGGCUUCUAGUGAUACGCCGGCGACAAAGGGGGCAAAGGCACUUUACUCGGCCGGUCCGUAA
This is a messenger RNA of Coniophora puteana RWD-64-598 SS2, 1266 nucleotides long. Its product is annotated as kinase-like protein. The record is from RefSeq and is a predicted model, not a curated record. NCBI's taxonomy places the organism in Eukaryota, Fungi, Basidiomycota, Agaricomycetes, Boletales, Coniophoraceae. The transcript is spliced from 11 exons. Bases 1 to 1266 code for a protein of 421 amino acids. Gene Ontology annotation, biological process: protein phosphorylation. Gene Ontology annotation, molecular function: ATP binding; protein kinase activity; protein binding.